AUGGGCCCUGAUCAACAUGCUCAAUUGGAUCGCUUCAGUCUCUUUCUUCCUUUUCCCUAUCGUGUGGCCGUGAUCCUGGUUGCUGGCUUCUGGGGUUGGGGGGUCAAUCUCCAAUAUCUUCUCAAGAAGAACAUUGAUGUCCCCGCGCUCAUCCGAUACCCUGCCCGUCAAUCUUCGUCCCAGCGACCCCACCAUGUCUCGACAUACCACUUAGCUACGCUCUUGACGAUCCCCCUACUGCUCUCACUACUUAUAUUCUGGGCCGCUACCCAUGGCUCUACUGAGAGGGUCGAAUUUCUGGAUUUUAUCCCGCAGUCAUAUCUCAUUAUCUUCUUCAUAAUCAUCCUUCUCCCUUUCAACCGUCUCGCGCGCUCUGGUAGACAUCGCUUGCUCGUGACCCUGAAGCGAAUCAGCAUUGGUGGAUUGGCAGAAGCUCAAGAUGGAAAGUUUGGAGACAUCCUACUUGCCGAUGCGCUGACUAGCUAUGCUAAGGUGCUAGCGGACUUGGUUGUCACUUUCUGCAUGUUCUUUACCUCGGGUGUUUCCAGCACAUCCAAGCCGGAUCGCAAGUGCGGACACGAUUGGGUGAUUCCCCUGGUCGUUGCUAUUCCGAGUAUUAUCCGAUUUCGGCAGUGUUUGAUUGAAUAUGUGCGUGUGCGUCGAGCUGGUUUCAAACUGGAAAAUCAGGGCGGCCAGCACCUAGCCAACGCUCUGAAAUACGCCACCGCGCUUCCCGUCGUCUACCUUACCUCCAAACUGAGGAACUAUAACCCUCUGGAGAGCUAUGGAUACAGCGAGAUUAGCCUGUCACGACUAUUAUACAUGUUCACUUUUGUGAAUUCCACUUACUCUUUCUACUGGGACGUCACCAAAGAUUGGGACUUGACCCUCCUAACUUCAUCACGCCGCAGCGCACAUCAUCCUUACGGAUUACGCCGGCACCGCCAUUUUGCGGAUCGGCAAUACUAUCUUGCUAUUCUUGUAGAUCUCGUUAUUCGGUUUUCAUGGUUGUCCAGGUUUAUGCCAGGGCUUGUCUGGCUCUGCGAGACGGAAGUGGGCAUCUGGUUGCUUAUGUCCCUUGAAGUCGCACGCCGGUGGAUGUGGAUCUUCUUGCGUGUGGAGACCGAAUCUGUCAGGAACAGCCGUGGACCGGCCCCUGAUGAUAUUCUUCUCGGUGAGUUUAACGGUAAAUUGGAUGCAGACUGA
Molecule: messenger RNA, 1206 nt
Organism: Aspergillus bombycis
Lineage: Eukaryota; Fungi; Ascomycota; Eurotiomycetes; Eurotiales; Aspergillaceae
Product: EXS domain-containing protein
Exons: 5
Coding region: 1-1206 (401 amino acids)
Cellular component (GO): membrane; cytoplasm
Source: RefSeq, a predicted model, not a curated record